AUGGGUAAGGUAUGGACGAUAAACCAAUGGCAUGGGGCAGCAAGAUCUAAAUAUGCACUCAAAAUCACACAAAUGGUAAUGUCAGAUAAAGGAUACACUACAAAGCUAAAUCUGGAAACAGCCAGAAGCUCAAGGACAAAAACGACAACUCUAAAUUACAGUAAUUCUAACGUUGUACACUAUUUAACGUCCGAUUUACCCUUCGAGAUUCUUUCUUGUAUCGCAUCAUAUCUAACAAACGAUCAUAAACUACAUGCCUCCCUUGUUUGUCGAGCAUGGCAUGCACCAUUUACAGAAAGCGUGUGGAAGAAAUUAGACAUCGUUACAGAGAGAAGCAUGGAGGGUUUAUGCAGCAUACUCUCCUCCUCAUUAACCAACUACAGGAAAUGUGGGUAUCUUGUUAAGGAUCUGGUCUUUCGUUCGAAUGUCCGGGUUAGCAAUGAUCAGUUUCGUCUGAUACGAAACCAUUUCCAGUCACUAUAUUACUUGUGGAUUUAUAGUGGAAAUAUUUCUCCGUAUUUCUUUCAGAACACGAGCUGGUGGAUACUUCCGUCCCUAACAAAGUUACAUUUCUCGAUCAAUGAAGAUAAUCUCGGAAAGCAAGAAGUUAUGGACGUCAUCUUAUCCUCGCCCACUCUUAAGCAUCUCGAAAUUCAUCAGUAUCCAUGGGUUUCUAAGAUAACCUUCACAGUUUCGGAUCUUGAGACAAUACACGAGCGUUUACCAAUACUGGAGUUCCUAUCCUUGGGGGUCAAUCUUGGGCAUGUGUCAGAUAGUGAUAUCGCACUUGUCCUACAAACUACACCAGCAAUCAGACUGACAUCAUUGGAGUUCCAAAGCAUACAAGGCGACAAACUAUGGCUAUACUAUUGGGGAUUGAAGUAUCCAAAUCUAACUAAUUUAAGUUGGCCCGGAGAUGAUAGUAUGAAAGCCAACCAAGCUCAUCACGAUAUACCCUUGAAUGACAUCCUAGAAUCGAAGAAUUCAUUUCGGCGGUUAAAGAAAGCUACUAUUGGAACUAUCAAGUACAAUAUUUCAAUAUACCAAGCUUUUUUUGAACUUUUAUCUAGGCUAAAAGUCUCUCUUCAGCACCUUAAAUACACUAUAUACAUUGAUGAAAAUACCCCGGCUUUCGCAACCGCCCUGAUCAAAGAUACCAUGCGUCUAUCCUGCAAAACACUCAAAACACUUGAUGUAGAAAUAUUCAAUUCCCUUCCCGAUCCCCUUGUUAUUCCCACAGUAGUUGGCUACUGUUCCUUUUUGGUUGAUAUUAGUCUAAGCGCAUAUCACAUGGACUUUGCCCUGGAUGUUUUGUUAAACAAAUGUACAGCCCUGAAGAGCUUACGACUGAUUGCCGGCACAGUGUUCGUACGCCCGGAUGCGUUUGGCAUUACAACACAGCAUAGCUUGGAAACCUUUGAGUUAUGCAAUACCAAAGUAGAUAUUCACUUGUUUGACUAUCUCUCUAGCCGAUGCAGACGUAUUACACGACUCAACCUUUUCAAUCUGCGUGUGACAGGUGUUUUGUGUUUAGAGGCCGGAAGUAUUUCGAUCAAUAUGCCCUAUAACCACUUUGAAACCCUCGAAAUGUUUCGUGUCGCCUUCUAUUCACCAAGUGAUGGUAUUACUUGUAAUGAAAACACUAGAAUGAGUCUCCUGGCUCUCACGCAGCUGAAUCCUACCAUUUCACAACCCGGAUCACCCACAGGGUAUAUACAGUCGAUUGAUCCAGUCCCUAGUACAAGACCUGCUACACGAUGGUACCACCGAUAUGGUCCCCUGUGCCACAACGUCAUGGCGACCGAGUUACGAGAACUAAGAGAGGAUGAUAUCGAGUACGCAAUGGACUAUUUCAAAUCGUUUGAAUAUGAGCCCGUGACUGACGAGCAAAAUGAAGAGCUAGAGGCUACGCGAGGGUCAGUGGAGUAUUCAAACACCACCAAUUGGGUGGACGACCUUCCUCUAGGCUAUGUAGAUAUACGUUGUGCAUCUAUUCGCAACUUUGUUUUUGAUAACCCAAAGUUCUAUUGAACUCUUGUAAUAAUAUAGAAGUAUGUGUAUAUACAUAUAAAUAAUUAGCUAAUUAGUAUUUAACAGCACCUACAUAAUAAAUUCAUUAAAAUCUUUGUUUAUAUUCAU
Molecule: messenger RNA, 2139 nt
Organism: Phycomyces blakesleeanus NRRL 1555(-)
Lineage: Eukaryota; Fungi; Mucoromycota; Mucoromycetes; Mucorales; Phycomycetaceae
Exons: 2
Coding region: 1-2031 (676 amino acids)
Biological process (GO): SCF-dependent proteasomal ubiquitin-dependent protein catabolic process
Cellular component (GO): SCF ubiquitin ligase complex
Molecular function (GO): protein binding
Source: RefSeq, a predicted model, not a curated record